Messenger RNA from Plodia interpunctella (Indianmeal moth), 907 nucleotides. RefSeq lists its product as uncharacterized. Bases 34 to 753 code for a protein of 239 amino acids. NCBI's taxonomy places the organism in Eukaryota, Metazoa, Arthropoda, Insecta, Lepidoptera, Pyralidae. The transcript has a single exon. The record is from RefSeq and is a predicted model, not a curated record.
AGUUCGCGGGCGUUAGUGAAGAUUGGAAUCGUGAUGCAAACGCACGGUAACCUGACCGCGAGCUACCUGUGGCAGCCGGGCGAGCUGGCGCGCCGCAUGCUGGGCGAGCGGCCCUCGCCCGUACCGCCCACGCGGGACAUCUGGCCGCCGCCGCGCCAGCCGCUCAGCAUCAGCACUCUCCAUGUCGCCUAUCUUCAAGACGAACCCGUGCCGAGGAGAGCUGCCACUCUCCCCCCACAAACAUACGCCCCCACCACGAUACCACUUGAACAUGAACAUCAAGGCCACAGUAGACCCCGCGUUUGUACCGUUGGCACCAACACAGACCCUCCGCUUACGGUACUCGGCAGGUUGAGACGGCUAGUUAAGAAAGAUGAACACGUCCCCACUGGUCAUCCUCCACCCGGGAGGCUCACCGCAGUUCCCAGGGAAACUGCUCUCGACGUUAAAGAGGAUGACAAUGCAGCAAAAAGGGCAUUGAAUGGCAUCAGAAAAGCAAUUUCGGGUGCAAAGUAUCGAAUAGCCCCAGGUUCUGAAAUAGUGGAUAGUCCGAAGAUUGUUUACGAUAUGCCUAAACCAGGAGAUAGAAUGACUACUACAUUUGGCGUUCGAGAAUCUAGGAAGUGGUUGUCACUGCCGUCGUCAGCGACUUGUUCAAGAAAAAUCCGAUCUCUGUCUGAAUGGUGCAGACCUCGUCCCCAGCGCCCGCCGAAACGCCAGCCACAACCGCGCCUGCAGAUCACUCAGGUGUGAUGAGCGAAGAGUAGAGGAUAAACCAUGGACUAGUUCGCUAUAUUGCUUACCUAUGUAUGUACUUAAAUGAGUGCCAGUUCGGUACGCUUAGAAAUGUUUGUGUUGUACGAUCGAAAUUUAAGUAGCGUUUUGGCUAAUAAAUGUGUUUCCAUAA